Molecule: messenger RNA, 790 nt
Organism: Poecilia reticulata (guppy)
Lineage: Eukaryota; Metazoa; Chordata; Actinopteri; Cyprinodontiformes; Poeciliidae
Source: RefSeq, a predicted model, not a curated record
UGUUUAAAGGAUUUAAAUUUCAUUUCCCGAUCCAUUAUUUUUGGACAAAGAUGAUGGUAUUUGACCAAACCUGACGCAGCUGUGAACUUCAUCUCCUUCACCACACUUUGAACUUAACGGCGUCUUCAAAGUCAUGACUGGAUUCGGUGUUUUACAACAUGUGCUUCAUUAUUUUGUGUGUGCACCUGUAAUCUAGAGGGAAGGAAAGAAUGUUGACAUGGACACUUUGUGCUGCCACAUGCUAAAGAUGGAAAUCCUGGAGAACAUGGGCGAGGAAGCCAUGGAGACAGAGGGAUCUGCCGUCAUAGCAACCCUUCUCAACGGCAGCUUGGACGGCUCUGCCAACUUCACCAACCUCACCUUCUUCCCGUACUACCAACACUCCCUGUACGUAGCAGCCAGUUACAUCCUGGCCUACUCCUUCAUCUUCCUGCUGUGCAUGGUGGGAAACGUCCUGGUGUGUCUGAUCGUCCUGGAGAACCGAUGCAUGCGCACAGUGACCAACCUCUUCAUCCUCAACCUGGCGGUCAGCGACCUCCUCGUGGGGAUCUUUUGCAUCCCUACAACUCUGGUGGACAACCUCAUCACGGGGUGGCCCUUCUCCAACACAGUGUGCAAGAUGAGUGGGUUUGUGCAGGGCGUGUCCGUGUCGGCCUCGGUCUUCACCCUGGUAGCGAUAGCCAUUGAAAGUUCGCACCCGACCGAACAUCCGUCACAGCUUCGCCUCGCGCCGUUAAACGGACACCCUCGUGUGAACGCGCUCACAUCGAAACAAAACGUUAAAGAGUGA